This is a messenger RNA of Syzygium oleosum, 703 nucleotides long. RefSeq lists its product as uncharacterized. NCBI's taxonomy places the organism in Eukaryota, Viridiplantae, Streptophyta, Magnoliopsida, Myrtales, Myrtaceae. The transcript is spliced from 2 exons. The record is from RefSeq and is a predicted model, not a curated record. The coding region runs from base 197 to 442 and encodes 81 amino acids.
GAGAGAGAGAGAGAGAGAGCAGUUGGGAUAUAUUGCUUUCAUUAUCGUUCAAGUUUUUGACUCAUUACCUUCCUUAUCUUCGCCCUCUUCAAAUUCCAAAUGCAACUUCAGUUUAGUACUUGAGGCCGUAUCUUCUUCUCAACAUCCAAAGCUCACGUGUCCAGAUGUUUUGCACCAAAUCGAAUUAGGAAAUAGAAUGGAGAAUCAAGAGAUUGCCAAGAAUAAGGAUUUGAAGGUGGAGAUUUCGUGCGAGAACGAGAUCCCCGCCCCAUCCGUUCUCACGAGGCAGCCGAGCGCCACCAAGAACACCUGCCUGUGCUCGCCGACCACCCACCCUGGUUCGUUCCGGUGCCGGCUCCACCGUGCGCCGUCGCUCCAGAGGACAAGAAGCAUGGACACUUCAUCGAUCUUCACUCAAGAUUCACCCACAAAAAGCAGUUGACAAGAUCCCAUUCCAAUGAAAUGCUUUGAAGGUUAAGCUAAGCUAUGGUUUUUGGAUCAAAGUGGUCUCCUUUUGAUGUGCUGUAGAUAUUCUAGUUUUUCUUCAUCUGCUGAAGAGGCUAAGUCUGAUGGAUCAGCGCCCGGGUAAUGCAAAGGACUGUGUGUUUGUCAGCUAUUUUGCUUCGACAUGGAUGUCUUCGUCACUGUUAAUUGAAGAUUAGUAAAUACUUUUGCAUGGCCGAUCUGAAUUUUAUCAUGUAAA